This is a messenger RNA of Filobasidium floriforme, 2614 nucleotides long. Its product is annotated as polymerase. The record is from RefSeq and is a predicted model, not a curated record. The coding region runs from base 270 to 2285 and encodes 671 amino acids. Gene Ontology annotation, cellular component: nucleus. The transcript is spliced from 15 exons. Gene Ontology annotation, molecular function: poly(A) RNA polymerase activity; RNA binding. NCBI's taxonomy places the organism in Eukaryota, Fungi, Basidiomycota, Tremellomycetes, Filobasidiales, Filobasidiaceae.
CUCAUCUCCAAGCUCCUUAUACACUUUGAUCGGGCUUGUCUGUCUAAAUAGCCUGGUAUCUAUUGGAAGUCGAAGGAGAUCAAGAAAGAACGACCAGAUUACUAGAGCAGCAACCUCUACCUAGCGAAUCUCGAUCAAGCUAGUCGUGGACGACAUACUACAGGACCACCGAACAGGCCAAUUAAGGACGACGAGGGCUACAUUUGUGAAACUGCGCAUCGGGAGGUGAAUCGUACGAGGUGAACAGAGGACCCGCCGUACUUCACACUAUGGCGUAUUACAAUGGUGUGCAGCAUCAACAGCACGCACAAGCGGCCCCGCAACAGCAGGCAUACAAAGGUCCUACACCUCCGAUCAGCCUUGACGAAGCUACCCCUCAUGAACUGCAAUUAACGGAAUCCCUCAAGACCUUUCUGAAGGUCGAGAUGAACGCGUAUGAGACGGACAAGGAGUCCAGAGUGAGAGAGAGCGUGUUGGGAUCGAUUCAGACGAUCGUGAAGGAUUUCGUCAAGGAGGUGUACAUGAGGCAGGGAGUUUCGGAAGCACAAGCAGUAGAUGCGGGAGGAAAGAUUUAUACAUUCGGUUCUUAUCGUCUCGGUGUACACGGACCGAACUCGGAUAUUGAUACACUUGUCGUGUGUCCGAAGCGAGUGACGGUAGACGACUUUUUCACGGUGUUUUAUGAAAAGCUGCAGAAGGAUAUUUCGGCAACCGAGUUGACGCCGGUAAGAGAGGCUUUCGUGCCAAUCAUCAAGGCGGUCAUCAAAGGAGUAGAUAUCGAUUUCGCGUUCGCAACGGUGAACCGGGAAAAGGUCCCGGUCGAUCUCGAUCUGACUGAUGACCGAAUAUUGGUUGGGGCCGACGAGAGGAAUGCGAGGAGUCUGAACGGUAGUCGGGUAACAGACUCAAUGUUGAACCUGGUACCGGACGUAGAGACAUUCCGAGAUACUUUAAGAGCAAUCAAAGUUUGGGCCAAGCAGCGAGCGAUCUAUUCAAACAUCCUUGGGUUUCUGGGAGGUGUGCAAUGGGCUUUAUUGGUAGCCAGAACGUGUCAACUAUACCCGCGAGCGGCCCCAGCGGCCCUGGUCCAACGGCUAUUCGUCGUGUUCCGGCAUUGGCGUUGGCCGCAGCCGGUGAUUCUCAAGAAGCUGGAAGGGAGAACAGGAGUUGCCGGAACUCUGAAUCUGAAAGAAUGGAAUCCUGCAAUUUACCCCACCGACAAGGCACAUCUGAUGCCCAUCAUCACCCCUGCUUAUCCCGUCAUGUGCGCCACUCAUAACGUUUCGUCAUCAACGAUGAGCGUGAUGCAGAGCGAGUUCGACCGAGGCGCCGAGAUUUGUCGGAAGAUCGAGGACGGGACGGCUGCUUGGAAAGAUUUGUUUGCGCCAUCCGAAUUCUUCGACAAAUACAAGUGGUACCUGGCCAUCAUUGCCUCUACAGGGACCGAGGAGGCUAUGCAUACGUGGUCUGGUACGGUCGAGUCCAAAUUGAGGACUCUCGUGGUCAACCUCGAGCAGAACACGCCGAUCAUCCAGGUUGCACAUCCUUGGAUCGAAGGCAAGUCGGCGGUGCAUGUUUGCCAGGGAGAGUUCGAGAUCCGACAAGCCGCGGCAGGGAACGGAGGCGAGAUUCCGCGCCGGACCGAAAGCGAGGAAGGUGUUAGCAAGGUGUGGACGACGACUUUCUACAUCGGUUUGGGUCUGGUUAAACCAAAGAAGUCGGAAAACGGCGAGAAGCAACAGAUGGACAUCUCCUAUCCAACGAGCGCAUUCAUUCGAGCUGUAAAGGCUUGGGACCAGUACGAUGAACCAAGUAUGGGCAUUACCAUCAAGCCCGUCAAGCAGAACCAAUUGCCCACCGAGUUGCGAAGUCACAAAGCCGGUCAAGGGACAGCCGAGAAGGAAAACCGAAAACGAAAGGGCGGAAAGCAAGGGACAAGUACGCCUGAAGGACGAGCUCAAGACGGGCAAUUGAGACAGUUCAAGCGGAUGAGGUCCAACAAUGAGCCCGGUUUCGGCUUGAUGGGCGCGCCAGCUGUUUCGACGGCCACCAAUGGCUCCAGCAGUCUGCCGCCAUCUUCUAUGGCCGGUUCGAUAACACCAGAAUCUGGUCUAGCUGGACAAUCGGCAGACGUAAACGCAAUGGCGACCGACUUGAGCCAGCAAGAGAUGGCUUCGUUUGCAUCUGCAGCUGCGGGUGUGACGGACCAUUUGAACAACGAGGGCAAGCUUGUGUUGCCACAUCAGCAGGAUCCGAAUCAGAUCGGACUUCCCGUCGUCCAGUAAAGCACUUCACAUCACCGCUCCAAGUCAUUUCUGGAUCGCCGGCCAAUCUGAAUCAGCAUUUUCAAGCCAUCAAUUUUGGGAACCUUUGACGCCACCCCUCAGCAUGUCAGGACAAAUCAGUCUAGAGGUCACGGCCUCAUCUCCACACUUUCCUCUACCGCCCUCCCGAAUCAAAUGAUACUCUCCGGUAAAAUCUUCUUUCAACGCCUAACGAAAUGUCCCGAGCUAGCUACCAAAAAAAAUUGAUUCUGUUACCGAAGACCUUUCUAACCUAUGUAUCAUCCAAUAUCUAGCCAGUUGUCGCAUGGAUGGCAUCUAUCUGCACGUGA